This is a messenger RNA of Pecten maximus, 2280 nucleotides long. RefSeq lists its product as uncharacterized. NCBI's taxonomy places the organism in Eukaryota, Metazoa, Mollusca, Bivalvia, Pectinida, Pectinidae. Bases 513 to 2033 code for a protein of 506 amino acids. The transcript has 4 exons. The record is from RefSeq and is a predicted model, not a curated record.
CUUUUUCACUUAAUCUCCGCUAUAGGACUAAUACACAUUCAAGCCAAUACACAUCUAUACUUCUAGCGGCCGAGGUUUUCGCUAUCAUAACCGGACUCUCCGAGCCUUCUCCAGACACUGGGUGUACUCCCACGGUCUACCGGCAUCUGCCGUUUUGUAGAACUAGUUGUGACAUGAGAGUGUAGGGACUUCAUAUUCACCACUUUCUACCGGGAUAAGGAGGGACUGGGUGUGACUCGGAGUGUUUAUCACGACCAAUGUAUUUACGAUCUCGAUUACGUAAAUGUUGUCUGAGUAAAUACAGGACAUUGUAUAAAGUGGACAUUGUAUAAAGUGGAUAUUGUAUAAAGUGGACCUUGUAUCAAGUGGACAUUGUAUCAAGUGGAUAUUGUAUAAAGUGGAUAUUGUAUCAAGUGGAUUGUAAUUGGACCUUGGUAAUUUAGUUAAAGGAUGUUAGGGCGUAUGGUGAGGAAUGGACAAGGUGAUGGAGUGGCCACGUGGUAGGUAACCUCAUGAGGAUGCCGCGCGUUACCUGGGAAGAUAUGCCACCUCCCGCGCACGUACCGGAUAAGACAGUCCGGAGGCGGGAACACCCUCCGCCCACGCGCGAGGCGGAGUACAAGGCCAUCAUUAGUAAGGUUAAUGACGUAUGUCUACAGAUACGUAAAUUCGCCAAGAAGUACCUAGACCGGAAGGCAGUGGACUAUGCCGAGUGUGAUAAGUGUCUUCUGGAACUCCUCCGCUCCUGGGAAAUGGAUGCAACAGAUUUUAAAACAUGGAAAGAAUUCUCAGACAAGUUAAAAUUCAGGGAAAUACGUCCAGAAAUGAGAGAAUCAGAAAGUUAUGAAAACCUGUUGUAUAUAUGUGAUAGAGCCAAAGCGUUUGAGACAACUAUACCUGGAAUACGAGAAAAGCUCGUGAAAUGCACACGUGAACACCUUCAGAAAUACUGCAAAAGUUUUAUAGAAGAAAUGGGAAGUCUAGAUAUCCGACCUGUGUUUGAUUACGACGAGGCAUUAAAGGGUUACAAGGCGGACAUCGAGGGGAAAAUUGACCAGAUCAACACGAAUAUUCUAACUUACGGGGAACUUAAAUCGCCAUUUGACAAGUUUGUCAGUGAAGGCAGCGUCCACGGCAGUCUGAUGGAGGAGGUGUGUGUGGCGGUGGUGGAAGUCUCUCACGCCGUGAAGAAAUGGGUGAGUGAGGACGCUGCCUACCCCGACAGACUCCUUCAGGAAAUCUUCUUCAACAACUCAUACAAGGAAAACCUAGAGGAGGACAUCCUCCGACUUAACGCAAAACAUAGAGACGCAGAGCGCAGUCUGGAGCGUAAACACAAGACAUUCUCCUACCUACACAGGCAGCACCUCAGUCAUAAAAAAGAGAAAACGAAACUGAAAUCAAGUCUGGAAACUGUGACCAAUAAGAUCGAGAAACUAGACCAACAGCAACGACAGAAACAAGAGGAGAUAGCCGGGCUGCACACGACACUAGGAGACAAAACGCCACGGUCUCACAGAGACAAGGAGGAACUCGGCCUCAAACUUGACCGCACAGAAGAGAACAUGGACAGAGUGCGCGAGUGGAAGUCGGUGAGCGAGCGACAACAUAUUCGGUUAGAGCGCGAGCUUAAGCAAGUUUCCGACCGCACGUACGAGUUGAAGGUUGAGGCCGUUACGGUUCGUCACGAGGAGGACGAGAUAAAAAACUCCCUACUGGGGAUAGAAAUCGAGGUCAAGUCAAUCAAGGACAGGAUUACUAGUAUUGAGGAGAAGAACGCCGUCUUGAAAAAAAUCCGAGUACUUAAACUCUCCCCCGACACCCUCCGGAUGAUCCACAAACGACGAAUACAACCGCGAGGCCGUGACACGGUCGAGGAAGACAGUCAGCAAUCGACGGUAGAGGGCAGUAAGGUCUCGAGUAACACCAAGGAAACCAACGAAGCUAGCGGUCAUGCUAGAGUGACCCCGGCCAAUACUGGUCAGGGCAGUACCGACGGUAAGGUUAACACCAGUAUGUGUACAGAGUGUUAACUACACCAGUGUGUGUCGAAAGUGUUUAUAACACCAGUGUGUGUCCAGAGUGUUUAUUAAACCAGUGUGUCGAGUGUUAAUUACACCAGUGUGUGUCGAGAGUGUUUAUUACACCAGUGUGUAUCGAGAGUGUUUAUUACACCAGUGUGUGUCGAGAGUGUUCCUAACACCAGUGUGUGUCGAGAGUGUUUAUUACACCAGUGUGUGUCGAGUGUUUAUUACACCAGUGUGUGUCGAGAGUGUUUAU